Kuraishia capsulata CBS 1993 is the source of this 1503-nucleotide messenger RNA. RefSeq lists its product as uncharacterized. The record is from RefSeq and is a predicted model, not a curated record. NCBI's taxonomy places the organism in Eukaryota, Fungi, Ascomycota, Pichiomycetes, Pichiales, Pichiaceae. The coding region runs from base 1 to 1503 and encodes 500 amino acids. The transcript has a single exon.
AUGGUUAUCUCCUCAUUGUUGGUGCUGGUAGCUACCCUAGGCUCGGUUCUAGCAGACACCCAGUACAGGUCACGGUCCGACCUGGCUCCUCCCAUACUUGACGUAACUAUUUUUGAUAAGGAAUACUUGAACGACUCGGAAUAUCUCUUUUUUGCACCUUAUGGACCGAAUGUGAAACAGGUUGGACCGUAUAUUUAUGACAUUGCUCACAACGAGCUGGUGUGGUCCGGAUUCUCGUACAUAGGCGGUCCCAGCUUCAACUUCCAAGCCCAUGGUGACCAAUUAUACUCUUUUGAAGGUCAUAUGAACACUGGUACAGGUCACGGCCAUGGCCAUGUCAAAUUCUGGAAUUCCCAGUAUCAGCCUGUUGGAGAGUUGCGUGCAGGCAAUCACCGCUUCGUUGACAUACACGAGUUCCAAUAUGCCGAGAGAAACGGCAGAACCACUGGAUUGAUCGAGAUUUACAACCCCACAAACACAUACGAUUUGUCCGGGUAUAGUCCUGACUCCACGUGGAUCAUUGAAGCGGUGAUUCAGGAGAUUGACGGAGUAACCGGCGAGCUACUGUUCGAGUGGAAGUCGCUUGACCAUGUCGCUCCGUCAGAGAGUGUAUUUGGAUUGAACUCCUCCGAAAAUUCCGCUGGUUCAGGUAUUUCAUCAGAUACUGCCUUUGACUACUUCCAUGCUAAUUCUGUGGACAAAAUUGGGAAGGAUUACAUCGUGAGCUCAAGACACACUUCUACCAUCUUCAAGAUAGAUGGUCAAACUGGCAAAAUUCUAUGGAGACUGUCAUCGUCUAACAAGAAGGCAGAUUUUGAUAUCGAUUUCACUUUCGCAUUCCAGCAUCAUGCCAGAUAUCUCUCGUCUUUUGCCGGAUACACAUCGGUUCCUGGAAAGACAGAAAUAAUUUCCUUCUUCGAUAACCAUGCCUACAGUCAUGGCCACACGGAUGCUUCUUCGAAUUCUACUCAGAAUUCGACUGGAAAAGUCGCCUUGUUAGAUCUUGAGAAUAAAACCGCCACUCUGUUGCACCAAUACGAACCUCCUCAGCCCAUUUCGGCCAAAUCGCAAGGUUCCUUACAGAUUCUCGAUACGGUCACAGGCGAAGCGGUGAUCAACUGGGGAUCGGCAGGUCAGGUCACGAAAUUCGCAGACUUCACCAAGGUUGUAUAUCACGCACGUCUGAAUUCUGGUGAUGACUCUGUGCAGAAUUACCGCGCCUUUGUGCUUCCUUGGUCAGGUUCUUCAUCCGAAGACAUCGCCGUUAUCGCAGACGGCUCUACGGUCUACAUCAGCUGGAACGGUGAUACCAGAGUGCACCAGUGGGUGAUUUAUGAAUCAGCAACUAACUCAGCCAUUGGCAGAGGUCUUAGAAAUGGAUUUGAGACUGCUGUCACCAUUUCAGGAAAAUUCACAACCAAAGACUUCUAUGUCGAGGGUUUGGAUAUCUCUGGUCGCGUGAUAUCCUCCACAGAGACCAAUCUAUAUUUGAGAAUUCAGUAG